AUGUGCGUUUACGAUAAGCAGCAAAGGAAUAAUUUACAUAUCCAAGUUUCAAUCACCAAAGAACGAGAAGGUAGAGUAAACGAAAUAGGUUUGAGCAGAUUAGGAAAAAAGUUUAAAAAGGAAGUGAGAAGCAGACAAGCUUGCAACGUUUGCGUGAGAAAUAGGGGAAAAAGUGAGGUAAAGAAGGGUGCCUACGGGGGGGGAAAAAAAAAUUAUAUUUACACAUAUCACCUAGAAACUCCACAUAUCAUGUCAACCACCUGCACCAAGAAUGAGCCUCGUGGCUUCCACCAUGACCCAUAUGGCACGCCCCUGCUUGAUCAAGGGAGCGAGGAGCGCAAGAAUAACGCCGCCCUGAACUUCUUCACGGCUGCCACCUACGCUGACGAGCACCAAAAGCAGGAACAAUACUCUUUAACAAACUUUGACACGUUAAGUUCUGUUGAUCAGAUGACUUCUACAGAAGGUGAAGGUGGCAUAUCCGAUAACGGAACGGUGGAAUCCAGCGGACCGUUUGUGGUGACACCAGUCCCUCAACCUACUUCUACAGUCGCCCUUGCCAUGGCGUCAUCAACUGUUAUUGCUGCAGCCGCCUCAGUGGUUCGUUACGCCUCUGUCGACUUUCGCUUCGGUAGCGCAUGGUUUGUGGCGCCGUUCCGUACUUCCGUUGGUGAGAUCGUUGUGGUAGAGUAUCCACAUAACGGCAGUCUCCAUGUUGGACUCGUAAGUUGCAUCACAACGACGAUCCCACCGACCUUCACAACACUGCGAGCAGCAGAGCAAGCGGGCCUUAUGCCUACCGAAGAGGAUCUCAUGCAAUACCCCCGUCUGGUGCGCCAUGCUCGUGAAUUCGACCGCCACACAAAGUUGGAGUUACGCACGCAUGAUCUCGCUUCACUCAGGUCUGCGCGCGAACUGGCUGAGGAAAUGGGAGCACCCAUCACAUUUAUCGAUGCUGAGUGGCUGUUGGAUCUGACAGCCGUAACGUUCCUGGUGCAGGUAUGGGGCAACAUGGAGCAAGUGGAUCGCCUAGCUGAUGAACUUGCCGCGCGCGAAGGAGCGGAGGUUGUGUUUACUUAUCCUGCAGUGAGGUAUGAGUAG
This is a messenger RNA of Trypanosoma brucei brucei TREU927, 1101 nucleotides long. RefSeq lists its product as hypothetical. The transcript has a single exon. Lineage: Eukaryota; Euglenozoa; Kinetoplastea; Trypanosomatida; Trypanosomatidae. Bases 1 to 1101 code for a protein of 366 amino acids. The record is from RefSeq and is a predicted model, not a curated record.